Molecule: messenger RNA, 1225 nt
Organism: Rhinichthys klamathensis goyatoka
Lineage: Eukaryota; Metazoa; Chordata; Actinopteri; Cypriniformes; Leuciscidae
Exons: 3
Coding region: 433-1155 (240 amino acids)
Molecular function (GO): glial cell-derived neurotrophic factor receptor binding; receptor tyrosine kinase binding; growth factor activity
Source: RefSeq, a predicted model, not a curated record
GGAUCCUAAAAACCCGGACAGGACUCAGCCUAAUUUCCAAAACUGAUUUAAAUUGCAAAGCCACGAUCAACUAGUCUCAGACUUGCGUAACCAACUAUGUCAAAGGGUGAGGAAAUCCCGAGCCCACCUCCAGAGUGGCCGGAAGAAAUGUUAAUGUAAACGUAUAUCCCGGAGGAGAAGUCAUCACCAUGAGAAGGAAUCUCUAAGAAACUGGUAUAGUAGGCUACUUAAUAUCCACACAGACCAACCCGCGAUCGACUGAUUACAUGGAUGUACAGCGUGGAUGGAAAACACACACUAGCAUCUCCAAUCCUGCCUCCAUGAGGGAUUUGCCCUCCCCACCUGUUGCCUGAGGUCAAGCCAACGCAACGCCACCCUGAUAAGUCUGGCUUAGCUGGCCACUUGAGUUUCAAUGCUCCACGCUGCUCUAAGAUGAGGGUAUGGAAAGAGGUCAUCGCCUUCAUCCUGUUUGGUGCCUCGUUUUUCCUCCUGCUUAUGAGAACCACGUUACCUGUCGGGCCCUCCUACCCAAAGGCCUUAGAGAUUUCUUCAGGCCCUUCCUCACAUCCACCAGCCUCAGCACUUGAAUCCCCACCAUCAUCAUCAUCCUCUUCUUCAGGAUCAUCAACCUCAGCGAGGAAGCCAGCGCCGCGACGAGCGGUCCGAGCCACGGAGGACAUGGGCUCCUUUCUCUCCGAGUUCUCGUACCUCUUCCAAAGCUUCACUGAGGGCGAGUUGAAGAAGGUGAUUGCGACUCUGGUGGACCGAAAGGAAAGGAGGAUGAGAACCGAGACGGGACGGAGAACCAAGCGAGCACGGAAAGGCCCAAAGCCGUGCUCUCUACACGAGGUCGAGCUCACGGUGAGCGAGCUGGGGCUCGGGUACGAAAGCGACGAGACUGUGCGCUUCAGAUACUGCAGUGGGAAGUGCAUCCACGAGAGACGCAACUAUGACUUUGUAAUGGAGCACAUGCAGUUAAACAACGGCUCCAGUGAAAAAGGCCGGCGUGGACGGGAAAACGGAAAAAAAGACAAGGCGCGCUACACUCCUUGUUGUCGGCCUACGAAGUUCGAGAAGAAAAUGUCUUUCUUUGACAACAAGGACAGAUUCUACACAAUCCAGAACGUGUCUGCGAGAGCGUGCGGUUGCGUAUGACAUUCAGGGAACUGUGGAAACUUCAGGGAGUGUGUCUAUACAUUACCAUAGAAAUACCAGAAAAUGUUUC